AAUAACUUGUUAAGAAAAAAAUAAAUAAAAACAAUAUUAAUUAAAGAUGGAUAAAGAAUGGAUAAAAUUUAAUAAUGAUUUAUCAAAAGGAGCAUUUUUUACAGUUGAAUUAUGGAAAAAUAAUAAAACAAAUGAAACAAUUGUCAUUAAAAAAUGUCAAAAAGAUGUUCAAAAAUUAUCAGAAAUACAAAAACAAAGAUGGAUUAAUGAGAUAAAAAUAAUGAAGACAUUAAAACAUAAAAAUAUUAUCGAAACACGUGAAAUGCCUCUAAUGAUUAUUGAUGAAAAAUUGGAAUUACCUGUUCUUUGUAUGGAGUAUUGUAGAAAAGGAAAUUUGCGACAGUUACUAAAUAUGGGCGAAAAUUAUUGUGGUGUUAAUGAAGAAUUGUCAAUGAAAAUAAUGAUUGAAAUAUCAUCAGCAGUUGAGUAUCUUCAUAAAUGUAAAAUAACACAUUGUAAUUUAAAACCAGAAAAUAUUGUUAUACAACAAUUAAAUAAUGAUAAAUUAAUAUUUAAAAUAAUUGAUCUUGGAUUUGCCAAAGACAUUGAUGGAUCAAUUGAUGAUGAAUUUUAUUAUGUUGCACCUGAAAUUUUACUUGGUGAUGAGUACAAUUUUACUGUUGAUUAUUGGAGUGUUGGAAUAUUAUUUUAUGAAUUGUUAACUGGUAUUAGACCAUUUCUUCCAAACAUGCCAUUUAAUUCAACAUGGUUGAAUGAUGUCAAGCAAAAAUGUGAUGAUGACAUUGCUGCUCGUGAAAUUGAUAAAGAAAUUAAUUUUAUAAAAACAAUUGAAGAUCCAACAAACAUAUCAAAGUGUCUACAAGAUAGCCUGGUUGCCUGGUUCAGAAUUGUCCUUAAAUGGGAUCCAAAAAAACGUGGGAAAAGUUUUGAUGAUGAUACAUUUAUUGUUUUUCCAAUGAUUAAAAAAAUUAUUGAAAAAAAAAUUGUUAAAGUUUUUUAUGUAACACUCUAUAAAAAUGAUUCAUUUGAAAUUGACAAUGGCACAAAAUUACAAGAUGUUAAAAAUAUAAUUUUUCAUAGAGAAAAAAUUGAUGUUAAUAAGCAGUUAAUUACAACAACAUUGGGGAUAAUUUUAGAAGAUGAUAAUUUAUAUUUAAAAACAUUGGAGAAUUUGAAUUUAAUUAUUUUUGAAAAAGGAUUACUUGAAAUUAAAAUUAUUCCUGAGCCAUUGAUACCAAAGUCAGUUAAUUUGAUGCUUGCUGAAUCAUGUUCUGUUGUUGAUUAUUUUACAAUUAAUAAAUAUUACAAUGAUUCUAUAUUUUUUAUAAAUCAAGAAGUUGAAAUUUAUCGUUCAUACAUGCUCUCACUAUCCAUAAAAAUUGAUUUAUGUGAACGACAAUUUGAUAAUUUAAAAUUAAAAAUUGAUAAAAUGUUAUUGAGAAAUAAUUUUUCGCAUUAUAUUACAAUUGAAAAUAUAUUAGAUGAUUAUGACAAAGCAUUGCAUUUAAAAAAUAAAGAAUUAAUUGAUUGUCAUAAAGAAUACUCACCAAUAAAUAUGGUUAAAUGUGUAUUUUCAUUAUUAAAAACAAGAACAUUAUCAUUAUUAUCAUCAUUAGCAUUACCAUUACCAUUACCACUUUUACCACCUUCAUCAUCAUCAUCAUUAAUAUUUUCUUUAAUUGUUUCAUCACCAAAUAAUUCACGCAUAUUUUUUCUAAUUAAUGUUACAGUUACUGUUACAAUUGCUUCAGCAUCAACAACACAAUUAUCAUUAAAUAAAACAAAAAAAUCACCAAGUAAAAAUAAUGAAAUUGAUUUAUUUGAAGAUUCAAAUUCAUCAUCAUUUUUUACAGCAACUGAGAGUAAUAAAUCACCAGUAAAAUCCACUAAAGUUAAAACAACAAAAGUGCCUAAAAAAAAUGUUAUUAAUAAAGGUUUUAAAGUAGUUGCUGAAAAUGUAAGAUUUGAUUCAUCAAGUGAUGAUAUGGAUGAGACAUAUUGUCCACGAGCUGAAAGUUUAUUAAAAAAUAAUAAUAAAAAUUUAACAUCUGUUAAUGGUAAACGUAAAGUAAAUGAUGUUAUAGAAACAGUUAAAACAAAAGAAAAUAUAGAUAUUAAUCCUCUUGAUAUUGAUCCUGGUGAUGGUUGGGAUACUGAAUUAUCACUUGAAAAAUGGCAAACAUCAACAUCACCACCAAAGAAAAAACAACAAUUAAAUAGUUAUGAUUUUGUACCAGAAAGAAAAAAAGCAAGUCCAAAAUUUGCAUGUAAAGGACCAGUUGUACGUAAAAAAGCAGAACGUCAAAAAUUAAAUGGCUGGUCUUGCAAGGAUUGUGAAAAGUGGUAUGAAAAUAUGGAUUUAGAUGAAAAAGAAUUACAAAAACGUAAAAAUUCAUGUUCACGUCAUCGUUCUAAAUUUAAUGAACGUUAUGAUACACCACCUGGUUUUUGGGAUAUAGGAUUUUCAAGUCCAAUGGAAUCAAGUCAAGAGACUCUUUGAAUAAUAAAUUAUUUGCAUCAUUGUUAAAUUUAUCAUCAACAAAAAACACCAACAACAUUUGAAUUAAAUUCAUAUGAUUAAAUUA
This is a messenger RNA of Aphidius gifuensis, 2546 nucleotides long. Its product is annotated as inhibitor of nuclear factor kappa-B kinase subunit alpha-like. The coding region runs from base 47 to 2461 and encodes 804 amino acids. NCBI's taxonomy places the organism in Eukaryota, Metazoa, Arthropoda, Insecta, Hymenoptera, Braconidae. Gene Ontology annotation, cellular component: IkappaB kinase complex; cytoplasm. Gene Ontology annotation, molecular function: IkappaB kinase activity; ATP binding. Gene Ontology annotation, biological process: peptidyl-serine phosphorylation; tumor necrosis factor-mediated signaling pathway; DNA repair. The transcript is spliced from 7 exons. The record is from RefSeq and is a predicted model, not a curated record.